This is a messenger RNA of Mercurialis annua (annual mercury), 2145 nucleotides long. RefSeq lists its product as uncharacterized. The coding region runs from base 20 to 2047 and encodes 675 amino acids. The record is from RefSeq and is a predicted model, not a curated record. The transcript is spliced from 10 exons. NCBI's taxonomy places the organism in Eukaryota, Viridiplantae, Streptophyta, Magnoliopsida, Malpighiales, Euphorbiaceae.
AUUAUCAGAAUCUGAAAAAAUGUGUCGUCACUUGUUCUUUGCGAAGCUCUGCUGUUUGAUUACUAAUAAGCUUCCCGUGCAUACAGAAUUAGAAGUGGUUAAUUUAAGCAAAGAAAAGGAGAAGGAUCUUCUAAUAGCACUGUCUCAGAUUUAUAGAGAUAUUCAAAAACUUGAGUGUGGUGGUGGUUUAGAUUUGCAUCAUGAAGAUGAUCAUAACUGUUUGAUAAAAGUCCUAGCUGACUUGAUAAUAUUAUUAACAGUCGAGAAUCGAUAUGUACAGCAUUUAGUUGGCAACAUUCUUGUUGUCAUAUCUGAAUUUGUGUCUGCUUCUGGAAGUGAAUGGGAUUCUUUCGUUAAAUCGUUGUUUAUUUGUCUGAAAUUGGUGAUCUGUAAUAUGUUGUCACAUUCUUUGGAGUUGGCUACAUGUGGAGACGGGGUUUUAAAAUGUGAUCCGUCUAGCUUUGUUGUCUUAAAAUCGAGAUUAGUAAAUGCUGACGGGUCUACGGCUGCUGCAAUUAUUCGAGUUUUACGUAACAUUUUAAAAAAUUUAAAGCAAGAAGAUGAUGAUGAACUUCAUGGAGUGUACCUUGGGUCCGUGAGUUCUUUUCUUUCAAAUAUGUCCUCCUAUAUUAGGGGUGAGAGCCAAGCUGGUCAGAUUAGUGGGACUAAGGAAAGCGAUUCUCGGAAUGUACACUAUAUGGAUGCUUUACUUGAAAGAAAUAUCUGUGACGAGCAGAAGAAAAUAUUGUUUCUUGGCACUUUUAUUCAAUUUCUCUGUUCAUUGGUUGAACAAAGCUUUGAGGUGGAAGCAGAGAUUGGUUUACAAGAUCAUUAUCCAAUUCUUUGCUUAAUUACGAGCUUUGUGCCUAAAUUUUUGUCUUGGCAAGGGAAUUGUGACUGUUCAUCUGUCUCUCUAUACUUCAGACAUAAAUUGUUGAUGCUGAUGGUCCGGCUCAGUAACCAAACUUGUAUAGGUUAUUUCACUCUGACUUUAUGGCUGCAACUUCUUCAUGAUAACUUUGGAUUGCUUUUGUGGAAAUGCACGGUCAAACUUGAAUUUGCUCAAGAUGAAAGCCUUGAAGGCUCUCCAUUUUUAUCAAGUCUCUCUGAUGGAGAAAUAAGUAGAAUAAACUCUAAUCACUUGCAAAGGUGGGCUGUUCUCCUUUUUCUGAGGUGUUGUUUUGGUCUUAUCAGCUCAACAAGGGACUCGAGCAAGCAGUGUACAUGCGGAACUCUUAACUAUUGCUUGUGUUACUCAGUCUCGGACUCAGACUGUUGUGGUAGAAAGAAAGGCUUCUUAGAGCUUUAUAAUUGGCUUCAAGAGCAUCUUGAAAUUGAUAUGUCCGUGGGCCGUGAAUUAUAUAUUGAGAAGUGUAUAAAUUUCACCUCAUCUUUCCUUCAGCUUUUUAUGCAUGAGGAUGAUGUUUUAUUUAAAGUGCUUUUGCAAUUGCGAAGCAUACACUCUUGUGUUGAGCAAUGCAGGUCUAAUGGAGAAAAGUACUCUUUAGGAGAUAUAGAAGAAGAUAUUCUUUCUCAUAUUUCACACAUCAUUAAUCCUGUGAAUCUGUUCCAUCUAUUUCUUGCAGAGUUGCAUUACGAUCAUCAAGUAAUUCUUGAUUACCUUAUUUCUAAAGAUACAGGAACUGAUUGUGCAGAAUAUCUUCUAAGGUGUUUACGCACAGUGUGCAAUUCAUGGCAUUUGUUUACAACAUUUUCUAUGCAGAAGAAAAUAGUAAAAUACUCAUCUUGCAAGAAAAGAAAAACCUGUCUGGAUAUUUCUAGUCUUCAGGUGGAGGCAUCAUCUGUGCAUGCAUUGUACAGUUCUUCCACAAUUGCAGAACAGGGAAAGAAAGAUGUUGAAUAUAUCGAGAAGCAGUACAAAACCAGAAAAAAGCUGUUCAAGGAAGCCAAAGGCUGCUUGCUUUCUUUGAAAGAUUCUGUACAAAAUCUUCAACAGAAGAAUUUGUUCCCAUAUAAUCCUGAAGUUCUUUUAAGACGUGAUGUGAAGAACCCUAGGCAUGAGCUGAUUGCAUUAUCUACAUGUUGACACAUAGCCCUUUUCUGUUAAAAGAAGAAGAAGACAGUUUCUUACUAUGCUGUUUAAACUACCAAGUUUUCAUUUAUGAAAAUUAUACUGAUUGAUCU